Morus notabilis is the source of this 691-nucleotide messenger RNA. RefSeq lists its product as uncharacterized. The transcript has 2 exons. The record is from RefSeq and is a predicted model, not a curated record. Bases 76 to 417 code for a protein of 113 amino acids. Lineage: Eukaryota; Viridiplantae; Streptophyta; Magnoliopsida; Rosales; Moraceae.
UUUAUAUAUAUUAUUGUGUUUCCACCAUAAUUUCCUUCAUAAAGGAAAAGCAAGUUCUCUUCUUUCCAACUGUCGAUGAAGACAAUGAGAUCUUUGGGCAUCAUUUUCUUCUCCCUCCUUAUAGCACUCGUGUAUUUUUCUUCCCAAAACAUCAGCUCUUCUUUGUCUCCUCCGAAUUUUCUCCCGAAAGCAAGACAACCUCCGAGAAAACUGCGCGUUUCAUCAUCCGCUCUUGUUCAUGAACACCGAAAGCUCGAGGUUACUGAUGAAGAUUUAAAAACAUCAAUAUCUGAAGAAAUCUCCACAGAAAACAAACAUGAAAAAAGCGGUGACAGCAUAGAUGAAGUUGUUUAUCACAUUGAUUAUCAUGGGGUCACAACUCAUCCAACUCCAACACCCAGACAUCCCAGACCAUAGAAUGUAACUCGUCGAGAAAAUAGUUGUUACUAAGAGUUACUAUAGUUUAAGAAAAAUUGAGAAAUCAUAUAUGUAAUGAGUGAGAUAUGUAUUUGAGAAAAUUUGUUUUUAUGAUGUCCCUGAAGUAUCCUACUCUAGUACUCUGUAUUAAUGAUUCCUUUUAGCUCAUAAGUUUUGUAACAUGUAUGCUUAACUACAACAUUAUGCAAGUUAUAGUGACAUAUUUGGCUACUUCUAAAACAGGAAAAACUAAUGAAAUUACUUUUGGAGGCUC